This is a messenger RNA of Esox lucius (northern pike), 2770 nucleotides long. Its product is annotated as transmembrane protein 184C. The record is from RefSeq and is a predicted model, not a curated record. The transcript has 12 exons. The coding region runs from base 504 to 2078 and encodes 524 amino acids. NCBI's taxonomy places the organism in Eukaryota, Metazoa, Chordata, Actinopteri, Esociformes, Esocidae. Gene Ontology annotation, molecular function: transporter activity. Gene Ontology annotation, biological process: transport.
UUGCCCUUCCUUAAUUGUUCCACAUAACUGACCAUCUGACUUAAUGAUGGUGAAGCCGUGGUUCUGCGGCUGUGCUUCUGUGGAACCACGUAUUUUUCCAGUAAAGUGGGACCGUCACUAACGGACCUGUCCCAGAAGAGUGGACUCAACGGUUACGACGUGAGCGUCAACAUGGAACCGCACGCGCGUGAUUUGACGCGGGCGUCUGUCUCGAAUCCCCGUUUCGACCGAACCAACUCGGGGGGCGGUACACCUUAAGGAUUUUCAUCGGUCAAUUCUUGGUGAUUUUGGAAUACAGGACAUAACCCUCGAUAUCUUAAUGGACAAAACGCAACGUUGUCAGGCUACGCGCGCAUUUAGCCUAGAGAAUGUGUGCUAUAAAAGCGUAUCAGGCUGCGCAUGAUUAGAAAACCAACCAGACGACGCGAACCGAACGGAUAAGAUCCAACCGAGCACAACAGAACCAAACGAAGUGAACAGAACCGAACCAAACUAACGGAACCAUGCCGUGUACGUGCAGGAACUGGCGGCGGUGGAUCCGGCCUCUGGUUCUGUGUCUGUACGUCGCGUGCGUGCUCGUUGCGCUGCCGCUGUGCGUGUGGCAACUACAGAAGGCUGAGGUGGGGGCCCAUAGUAAAGCCUGGUUCAUAGCGGGAGUGUUUGUCUUUAUGACCAUUCCCAUCUCCCUCUGGGGCAUCCUGCAACACCUGGUACACUACACCCAGCCUGAGCUACAGAAACCUAUCAUCAGAAUCUUAUGGAUGGUUCCCAUCUACAGUCUGGACAGUUGGAUCGCUCUGCGCUACCCCAGCAUAGCCAUCUAUGUGGACACGUGCCGGGAGUGUUACGAGGCCUACGUCAUCUACAACUUCCUGGUCUUCCUGCUCAACUACCUGUCCAACCAAUACCCCAGCUUGGUGCUGAUGUUGGAGGUCCAGGAGCAGCAGAAACACCUGCCGCCUCUCUGCUGCUGCCCCCCCUGGGCCAUGGGAGAGGUGUUGCUGUUCCGCUGUAAGCUGGGCGUGCUGCAGUACACCGUGGUACGCCCCCUGACCACGGUGGUGGCGCUGAUGUGUCAGCUGUUCAGAGUGUAUGAUGAAGGAAACUUCAGCACCAGGAAUGCCUGGACAUACCUGGUUAUAAUCAACAACAUUUCCCAGCUGUUUGCCAUGUACUGUUUGGUCCUGCUCUAUAAAGCCUUAAAGGAGGAGCUGAGUCAGAUUAGACCUGUCGGGAAGUUCCUCUGCGUCAAGAUGGUCGUCUUCGUCUCCUUCUGGCAGGCGGUGCUGAUCGCUAUCCUGGUCAAGGUGGGGGCCAUCUCAGACAAGCACACCUGGGACUGGGUUGGGGUGGAGUCUGUUUCCACUGGCCUGCAGGACUUCAUAAUCUGUGUGGAGAUGUUUCUGGCUGCUAUAGCUCACCACUACAGCUUCAGCUACAAGCCCUACAUACUGGAGGCGGAGGAGGGUAGCUGCUUCGACUCCUUCAUGGCCAUGUGGGACCUGUCGGACAUCACCGCUGACGUCACUGAGCAGGUCCGACACGUCGGUCGGACAGUCCUGGGGCGACCUAACAAGAUGUACUUCAGCUCCACUAGCCGUCCGGAACACACAGAACAUACAGGUCUCCUGUCUGCUCCAUCUCAGCGUGGGUCACAACAGGAUGUCAUCGCUACGGAAACCGCCUCCGUCCCUGCAUCCCCUCUGUCCGGUCACUACCAGGGUUUAGGUCACACCCCCAUCUCACAAGGACACACCCCAACGCCACACUCUUUUUCCGCCCCCGCAGGGUUCACCUCCUCUGAUUGGGACGAGGAGAGCGAUGAGACCCAAUCAGAGACCGCCGCAAGGGUGUCACCUAUUCCUCCUGGUGUCGGCCCAACUGGUGACAUCACCGCCGACAACAGCAGUGCUCUCAUUGACAUCACUGUGAGCAGUGACGUCUCUGACGGGGACUUCACUGGCCACGCCCCCAGUGACAUAAUCUCUGAUGCCUUUGUUGACAUCAGCGCUGACCGUACUGGGGAAAUGAGCGGCGACUUUCCUGGGGACAUCAGUAGUUACAUUACUUCUACAUAGGAGGAGGAUGAUAGGCCCAAAAUGUAUUCCUUCCUGGCUAAUGUCCCUUCUGUUUUCUGAUUGGCUGAGACAACCCUGUAGUGCUGUCUCUAAAUUCUAGACCGUUUUAUGGCCACAGAUGUAAUAUCAAUGUUAUAUAUUUUGUUUAUAGAAAAAAGUGUCACGUUUUGACAAACUAAUGUUGAGGACUAAUUUACAUGCUAUUUAAUGUUUGCUUUCAUAUUUUGUGGCCUUUUGAUGUUAAAAAGUAUUUUGUUUUUAUCUCUUUCAUUCAUUUAAUAUGUAUGCAUAGUUCUGUAUUCAUAUUUAUUUUACAGCAAAUGUCCUUAAUAAGAAAGUGCUUUUUUAUGUUAACCACCAGUGAAAUGUUUAUCGAUAUGAAACUGAAAGCUACAUGGAUUACAAAUAUUUACCAGUGAGAGGGCACUUAUAUAUAUUAAUACAAAUAUUUCAUAGACAAUAUAUCAUUAAUAUUUAAUACAUAAUACUUCAGAUUGCUAAAAUUGAAUACAUAAUAUAGAAUGAAUAUGCAGUAUAUACCUAAUAUAUAUUUUCAUACAAAAUAUAAAGACGUCUUUCGGAAUAAUCUUAGGGAAGCAUAUCUAAUAAUCUGUUCAGCUGUUUGUAUUACGACAUUAUUACCAUAUUAUUACUACAUAUCACUACAUUAUUACCAUAUUAAUACUACAUAU